Messenger RNA from Canis lupus familiaris (dog), 1888 nucleotides. RefSeq names its product GLI pathogenesis related 2 (gene GLIPR2). Bases 89 to 553 code for a protein of 154 amino acids. Gene Ontology annotation, cellular component: extracellular region. The transcript is spliced from 5 exons. The record is from RefSeq and is a predicted model, not a curated record. NCBI's taxonomy places the organism in Eukaryota, Metazoa, Chordata, Mammalia, Carnivora, Canidae.
CGGUCCAGCGGCGCGGGGCGGGCGGGAGAGCGCGGAGAGCUCAGCGAGCGCGGCGGCGGCGGCAGCGGCGGAGCGCGCCGAGCGGGCCAUGGGCAAGUCAGCUUCCAAGCAGUUUAAUAACGAGGUCCUGAAGGCCCACAACGAGUACCGGCAGAAGCAUGGCGUCCCCCCACUGAAGCUCUGCAAGAAGCUCAACCGGGAGGCUCAGCAGUAUUCAGAGGCCCUGGCCAGCACGAGGAUCCUCAAGCACAGCCCGGAGUCCAGUCGUGGCCAAUGCGGAGAGAACCUGGCAUGGGCCUCCUACGAUCAGACAGGAAAGGAGGUGGCUGAUAGAUGGUACAGUGAAAUCAAGAACUACAACUUCCAGCAGCCUGGCUUCACCUCUGGGACUGGACACUUCACAGCCAUGGUGUGGAAAAACACGAAGAAGAUGGGAGUGGGGAAGGCAUCUGCCAGCGACGGGUCUUCCUUCGUGGUGGCCCGAUACUUCCCAGCCGGGAAUGUCGUCAACCAGGGCUUCUUUGAAGAAAAUGUCCUGCCUCCAAAGAAGUAAUUCAUUAAAUGUAAUGGGAAAGUGGUGACUUGACAUGGAUACGAAGUGCCUAGAACAACAAAAACUCAGCUGUGUGUCUGUCCCUGUGGGUGUAUGUGUUUGUGUGUGUGAUGCAUGUGAGUGUCUCUUGAUGCACACACACUUGGAUAUACAACUCUGUAUGAACUUACGCCUCUCAAAGGAAUUAGCAUAUGAAGCCUUUACCCUGUUGGUUACCUAAACCAUAAUUAUUUGGACUUAGGGGGGAAAGAAUCAGUUUUAAAACUUUUUUUUUUUUUAAAGCAAACUUCUUUUGUACAUUUCUUAUAAUAUUCAUCCGUGGUCUUUUUCUAUUCCAAAUGUUUGUGAUGCUUAGAGGUGAAGUUCAUUUUAUGUGAUCUUCAUGGACUGUAAUCUACUUUUGGUAGAUAUUUAAGAAUAUUAAACUCUCAUCUAAAUGUAACGUAAAACAGCUUUAAACACGUAAAUAUAAAGCAGCUUCCAUUGGAAACAGGGGACAGGCAGGAACUCCAUUGCACAGAAUUAUUGAGAUUUCUCAGUAGUAAGACAUGAUGUCAUCUGCAUGCCUCCUGGAAUUCUCUAAUGGAAAUGCCAAAGAACAAAUGGAGAGAAAAGUCUCACUUCCUUGCAUUUUCUACCUUUAAAUAGCAAUGUACCACUACUACCACCAUCCUCGCUUCCCUCCCACCUUCUUAAAAUCCUCUGGCAUGUCAGAGCGCAGCGUGUGCCUCCUGGUCUCUGGGGCCACCGGUCAGGCCUGGACGUCACCCCUCCCCCCACCUCCACUAGUGGCCCAGGGCCUGUUCUGGGAGAAAGCCCCUCACACUGCCUGGGCUCUUGGCCAAGCGGCCAAACAGAUGAAGUCAGUGAGUGUGGGGGUGAGUGUGAGCUCACCAGGGCCCCCAGAGGAAGCCCUCGGGCCUCUUCCCUCCCCUCGCACCAGGGCGGGAGCCCAGGCCUGUUGCCGGCAGCUGUGCUUGCAGCUGUGCUGUUGCUCCCUCCAGGAAUGUGGGACAGGCCCAAAUGUUCCAGGGAGAUAUCCCAUGUGGGUGGGGGCUUAGCGUCGCCAAUUUGGUUCUAUGUUUGGCCUCCAACUAUACAAAGUUCCCCCUGAAUAACGAUUGCACAGGGUCCAUGUGGGAGGAACCCCAGUGCCAAGCUGGGUGUCCUGAAAGCCCGGCCCCUCCAAGUGUUAAGACAGCAAGGGGGGGAGUUAGGAGGCUGCCACCUCGGGAGACGUGCUUCUGUGCUGCACUGUGAACACAGCCUCGUGCUGUGCCCUUCUUCUCACCCAGGGAUACUAAGACAACAAUAAAAUCUUUUUCUUUUGUGUAA